Aphis gossypii (cotton aphid) is the source of this 1089-nucleotide messenger RNA. RefSeq lists its product as uncharacterized. The record is from RefSeq and is a predicted model, not a curated record. The coding region runs from base 1 to 1089 and encodes 362 amino acids. Lineage: Eukaryota; Metazoa; Arthropoda; Insecta; Hemiptera; Aphididae. The transcript has a single exon.
AUGAGUGGCAUAUACUCUGGAGUCCAAAAACGAAUAAAAGACAAAGUACCUACUGCAUCUUACAUUCACUGUUGUGCCCACAAUUUGAAUUUAGUCAUAUCAGAUGCAGCUAAAAUUUCUCAAAAAGUGGUAUCAUUUUUUGAAACCAUUCAAGCGGUUUUCAAUUUCUUUAGGGUCAGUGCUCCAAGGUGGGCUUGUUUAGCAUUUGGUAAUGAUGAAUACAGAAAGGUUAAACUAAAAGUUUUAAAAAAAGUGUGCCCAGCCCGAUGGGAAUCACGACAUGAGUCUAUUAAUGCAUUGAAGUUGAGGUUUAUAGAUGUCUUGAAAGCAUUAACUAAUAUAUCUUUAACCAGUACUAAAAAAGAUGAAAAAGCAUCUAGUACAUCUUUAAAAAAAAAACUAGAAUCCAUAGAAUUUGUCCUUAUUUUAUGUUUUUGGGAAAAGGUAUUGAGAGCACUAGAUGGGGUAUCCAAAUCACUCCAAAAUCCGAAUACAAAUUUGCAAAAUGCAUGUCAAAACAUAAAAGAAGCUAAAACAGUUAUAGAAAAUUUAAGAGAUAAUUAUGGAAAUAUAUUACUGGAAUGUAAAGAUUUAUGCUCUAGAUGGGGAAUUUCUCUUAAUUUUCAUAUGAAAAGAAAUAUGUUUGCAUCAAAAUACUUUGAUGAAGUUGAUGGUGAUCGUCGUUUAAAUGUAACCAAUGAAAAUUUCCGGAUUAAAAUUUUUUUACCUGUAAUUGAUACAGUACUAUUCCAAUUAAACUCAAGGUUUCAAAGAUUACAACAAGUAACAGAGAAUUUUAAUUUUUUAUUUCCUACAAUUUUGAUUAAAUUGAAUGAAAAUGAAAUCGCUAAAGCUUCGAUGGACUUUUUUUAUUUAUAUAAUGAUGACAUUUUUCCAGACUUUACCAGACAAUUAUUGUGUUUAAAAGGAUUAUUAAACACAACAAUUCAAACAAUUAAGGACCUUGCUUUGUUUAUAGUUAAAAAUGAUUUCUGUACAACAUACUGUGAUGUUAUAACACCAUGUAUAAUUUAUAUUUCAUUGCCAGUGACAGCACAGCAACGGCGGAAAGGUUGUUCUCAAAAUUAA